Messenger RNA from Tachysurus vachellii, 806 nucleotides. Its product is annotated as MICOS complex subunit MIC10-like. Bases 176 to 439 code for a protein of 87 amino acids. The transcript is spliced from 2 exons. Lineage: Eukaryota; Metazoa; Chordata; Actinopteri; Siluriformes; Bagridae. Gene Ontology annotation, cellular component: mitochondrial inner membrane; mitochondrion; MICOS complex. The record is from RefSeq and is a predicted model, not a curated record.
UGAUUGUGUAAUCACACUGUGUUUGUUUCUGUGACGUCCAAAACCUCCGUGUUAAUGAUGUUUACAAACAGAACAACAACAUGGAUGUGAGGCAUCUAUCUGUACGUCCCUCCUGAAUAAGUGUCUAAUUCUCGCGAGACUUCCCGAGAAGUGCAGAAGGUCAGAGCGCUGAAACAUGGCGGAGGAACGCGGACGGAAGUGGGACCGGUGUCUCGCCGACAGCGCUGUGAAGUUCGAAGGUUAUGUAGAAGUUCAUCUGCUUGGCAGGAACUCUGUGGCUGUCAGAUUGUUUCCAGGAUCAGGGGGAAGAUUAACAGUGCAGCAAGUCGCCGGAGUUGUUCAGUUCGUCUCGCCUCAUCCCGUGUCCUGGCUCCGUUCUCCCCGUGAGCUCCAGCUCCAUUUAGACAACUGGGGGAAAUAUUUCCAUCAGUCACUCUGACUGUAGGCUUACAGAGAUUAUACACUGAACAGACCCAGUUAGAGGCGUGGCCUAGAGUCUGAAGGUGGGACUGGAUGUGAUUCGCAUGAAGAUAAGAAAUGCACCAUGUUAUGAGAUGCUGAAAUAUACCACAUGGUAUUAAUGAGGAUAUUACACAUAAGGAAUUAGUGUGAUGCUAAACUGGUGGCCAUAGGCUUCCUUUACUGGUUAGUUACCCUAACGUUGUAGCUCCUGUAUAGAAGCUUGUGAACAUGUGGUGAGCGAGGGUCAGGAUGCAGCCUGUGUGUGAAGAGGAGGAGAGAAACACACACUUUUAAAAGAAAUAACUGUCACCAGUUUCUCUGCCUGUGAUUGGUUUUCUUUUGCC